UUGUCUUCAGAGUGUCUUUCCUGAUCCUAGGUUUCUGGAUCAGGGAUUCCCAUAACCAGCCUGGGGAGCAGGGGCAGCCAUGGUACUGCUGACUGGAGAUGUCUUGUGGUCUGUGGUCCUAUUCACAGCCAUCUUCCUAUUCCUGGUGGACCUGAUGCAUCGACGCAAGUUCUGGACUUCCCGCUACCCUCCGGGUCCUGUGCCCCUCCCUGGGCUGGGCAACCUUCUGCAGGUGGACUUCGAGAACAUGCCCUACAGUGUGUACAAGCUUCGUCAACGCUAUGGUGACGUGUUCAGCCUGCAGAUGGGCUGGAAGCCUGUGGUCGUGAUCAAUGGACUGAAGGCGGUGCGGGAAGUGCUGGUGACCUGUGGAGAGGACACUGCUGACCGCCCUCCAGUGCCCAUCUAUGAUCACCUGGGCUAUGGGCCCAAAGCAAAAGGUGUGGCAUUAGCACCAUAUGGACCCGAAUGGCGAGAACAGCGGCGAUUCUCUGUGUCCACCAUGCGAGACUUUGGCCUGGGCAAGAAAUCCCUGGAGCAGUGGGUGACGGAGGAGGCUGGACACCUCUGUGACGCCUUCACCAAGGAGGCAGGCCAAGCAUUUAAUCCCACCACCCUCCUGAACAAAGGUACAUGCAAUGUGAUUUCAUCCCUCAUUUAUGCCCAGCGCUUUGAGUAUGAAGACCCUUUCUUCAAUGGGCUGAUCAAAACGUUACAGGAAAGUGUGGGAGAGGACAGCGGCUUCACUGCUGAGCUGCUGAACACAUUCCCUGUGCUCCUUCGCGUCCCUGGGCUGCCUGGCAAAGCCUUCCCCAAGCUGACAGAGUUCAUGAACUCACAGGAUAAGUUGUUGAUUGAGCACAAGGGAACCUGGGACCCUGCCCAGCCACCCCGAGACCUGACAGAUGCCUUCCUGGCUGAGAUGGAGAAGAAAGGGACUGAAUCUUAUGGUCCAGAUCAGCUGUUCCCUCUUCCAUAGUAAUGAAUUUCU
Microtus oregoni (creeping vole) is the source of this 991-nucleotide messenger RNA. RefSeq names its product cytochrome P450 2D20-like. The transcript is spliced from 6 exons. Bases 80 to 979 code for a protein of 299 amino acids. NCBI's taxonomy places the organism in Eukaryota, Metazoa, Chordata, Mammalia, Rodentia, Cricetidae. Gene Ontology annotation, molecular function: oxidoreductase activity, acting on paired donors, with incorporation or reduction of molecular oxygen, reduced flavin or flavoprotein as one donor, and incorporation of one atom of oxygen; iron ion binding; heme binding. Gene Ontology annotation, biological process: xenobiotic metabolic process; arachidonate metabolic process. The record is from RefSeq and is a predicted model, not a curated record. Gene Ontology annotation, cellular component: cytoplasm; intracellular membrane-bounded organelle.